Messenger RNA from Condylostylus longicornis, 1034 nucleotides. RefSeq names its product replication termination factor 2. Lineage: Eukaryota; Metazoa; Arthropoda; Insecta; Diptera; Dolichopodidae. Gene Ontology annotation, biological process: site-specific DNA replication termination at RTS1 barrier; mitotic DNA replication termination. Gene Ontology annotation, cellular component: nucleus. The coding region runs from base 165 to 1034 and encodes 289 amino acids. The transcript has 2 exons. The record is from RefSeq and is a predicted model, not a curated record.
AUUUAUAAUUUCAUUGUUUAAUUGAAAAAAUUUUUUGGUAAAGUCAUAAAUGUAAUAAGUCAUAAUCAAAAAUAAAAUAUAUACGAAAAUUAUUUGCCUGAAAAAGGAACUGUAGAAAAUCGCAAUUUCAUAAAUUUUCAAAGAGAGAAAAGAAUAAAAACAAUAUGGGUUGUGACGGUGGAACUAUUCCAAGACGUGACGAAUUAGUUCGUACUAAAAAGAAACCUGAACAGAAAGAUAAAGAUUCGGAAAGACAAUUCCGAUGGUUGCAUUGUGCUUUGACGCAAGAGCGAUUGCAACAACCAAUUGUAAUGUGCGGUUUGGGGCGAUUAUAUUCAAAGCAAAAUAUAAUAGAAGCGUUGUUGGAUAAGGAAAAGAUUCCUGAAACCAUAUCCCACAUCAAAAGUUUAAAAGAUAUUAAAGAUCUCAAUUUAACUGCAAACCCAGCAUAUAAAGACAGUGAUAAAACUGAGGGUCUUCUGGACCCAAGAAAUGCGCCCUUCAUAUGUAAACUAAUAGGAAUAGAAAUGUCGGGCAAAUUUCGAUUUAUUGCUCUAUGGAGUUGUGGCUGUGUGUUUUCUGAAAGAGCUUUCAAACAAAUAAAAACAGGAAUUUGUGCUCUAUGUCAAACAGCAUAUUCAGAGGAAGAUGUUGUAAUAUUAAAUGGAACAGAUGAAGAAAUUGACCAAAUGAGAGAAAAAAUGAUUUCACGAAUUGCUAAAAGAAAAACAAAGAAAAAUAAAAAAGCUGUAGACACGACAAAAAGCGAAUCUGAGGAAUAUUCAGAAAAAACCUCCAAACCAUCUACCAGUGUCUUGGACAGUAACAAAUUAUCCAAAAAAAUUGAAACUCAAAAAAGAAAUGGAGAAUUGCUCGAUAAAAUGGCUGAUCCAGAAAUGAAAAAACUAAAAACUGAAAGUGUUGCAAAGGAUCCUAAAGCUAGCGAAGUGUAUAAGUCGUUGUUUACUUCACACCGAUCUGAAAAGCAACAAGAUCGAGCUCACUGGGUUACAUAUAAUCCAUUUUACAAUUAA